Acipenser ruthenus (sterlet) is the source of this 1601-nucleotide messenger RNA. Its product is annotated as interleukin-15-like. Gene Ontology annotation, biological process: immune response; positive regulation of cytokine production; positive regulation of immune response. Bases 65 to 682 code for a protein of 205 amino acids. Gene Ontology annotation, molecular function: cytokine activity; cytokine receptor binding. Gene Ontology annotation, cellular component: extracellular region. The record is from RefSeq and is a predicted model, not a curated record. NCBI's taxonomy places the organism in Eukaryota, Metazoa, Chordata, Actinopteri, Acipenseriformes, Acipenseridae. The transcript has 7 exons.
CUUUCCCCCUAUCUGUUUUAGGUGCCACCAGCCGGGUCAUCAGACCAAGUCAUGCCCAUCUGCGAUGGAGUGUGACGUGGCCGCAUGCAAUCUGGCAUCAGAAGCGGGUGUCACAGUGCGAGAGAGACCUUAUUGGAUCCCAGAAAGUCGACGGAGUGGCGUUCACAAAGAGAAAAGCCAAGUGAGACACGUUUAUAUCUACUGCUACCUCCACCUUAGCUUGGACUGCCUAUUGAACAAUGAGGCUUGGAUCUCACUCUUUCUUCUGUGUUGCCUGAGUGCUUUCAUGCCUAAAGCAGUUGCUGAAGCAGGUCCAAUGUGGUUAGGGGAAAUGAUACAAAUAUUGAAUAAGAACAAUUUAAGCACAUUUGUUAAUUCUGAAACUACUUUGUACACUCCAGAAAUUCCUGAAAAUGAACUCUGUUACAAUGCCUCGCUGAAUUGCUUUUUUUUGGAGAUGCACGUUUAUUUUUUUGAACAUGAAGAAGACAUUUCACUUUCAAUUCUGGAAGAUUAUAUAACAGAAAUUAAACCAGUGGUUCAUGCAGGCUGCAAAGAGUGUGAAGAAUUUACAGAAAGAAAUUGUGAAACUUUUCUUAAUAGUUUCCUGGUAUUUCUGCAAUUUCUAGAAGAUAAGUCAUUUUGGGCGACCUCUAUUGAUAAAAUGUUGUAUAAAAUGUGAAACCAAAGAUGUUUUUUUUAUUGUACAUAGCCUUGUAAAUGCUUUAAUAGCCUUGUAAAUGCUUUGAUACACACUUAUAAACACUCUCUCUACAUGAUAUACAAACAAGAUAUGAAUUAUCUGUGUUACCUUUUAACACCUUUUUGUAUUUGUGCAGACCAGUGGCGUAGCUAGGGGGGUCGUUUUAGGGGGCAAUGCACUACGUGAACUACGUGGGACAAUAAAAAAUAUCAGCCAUGUGCAAAAAUUGUCAAUCCAUCACCAGCAACCCCCACCCCAUGCAAAACGAAAUCCUGGCGAUCAUUCACUAGAACCACCCCCACCCCCACCCCCUGGGAUGAAAUCCUUGCUACGCCAAUGUUAUUAACCAUCAUAAAAAUAAAAAAACACCGCAAAAUACAAUCCUGGUUACGCCAUUAGUGCUCGCGGUGCAAAUACAGUUUAUCGUGAACAAUAGUGCAACGAUGUCCGGGUAAGUGCUGGCCCUUGGUGACAGCGCCGGAUCGUGUUCAGACGUCUAAUAGUAACAAACAAUGAUUCUUUAGACACGACAGAACAAAACAAACAAAACACUCGAUUAUAAUACACAGUCUCCUUCCGGUUCAGCUCUAAUCAUACAAAGGAACAGAUCACUUAGCUACGCCCAUUUUUGUAUGACCCCUUGGUUAACUAGUGCAACCGCUCCUCCAAUCCGCGGCUGCCACGUCGUUUCCCUUCCGGGUCGAUGAUUUAGUGUAUCGUAGCUCCGACCCCUUUCCAGAUUACCGACUUCCUUUUAACCCUGGGAAUGAUUUGUCUGGCCAUCCAGUCCAGGGCACGCUGUUCCCUUUACACAGCGCCCUCACAGGUCGGAAGAGAGAUUUAUCACCAAGAAUCAUUCUGUCUCUGUCACAAUAAUAAAACUGAUGAUGCUACUAAA